AGUUCGAAUAUCCUUUUAAAUUUGCUUAUUUUGGCUGACGCCACUUGCCUGCUGAUCUAAACUUUAAUGUAAUAAAGUUAUAUCAAAUGGGAGAAAAUCGCCAAUUUUCAAUGGCUUGGCAUCUUCCAGCCCUAUGUAUGUUAGAUCUAAUAUUGAUGAAUAUACGAGCGUCAUCUCCAAUCGAUUUUUGUGCUGAAAUAUUAGUAAAUAUAUACAAAGCUAUCCUCAAUGAUCAAAAAGUUCAAAUAUUAUACAAAAUUCUUAAUAUAACUUAUGAAUUGGCCAAGCCUUUAGGGAUACUCCUGUGUGUGAUUCUUAUCUUAAUCCCUCAGACCAAAUUAAAGAAAUUGUAUAUUCAAAUGUUAUGUUUAGCUUUAGUCAUAACAUCAUAUGUUAUAUGUGAUCAUUUAAUUAUAUGUGCUUUUAUGUCAAAUGGCUUAGUUAAUCCACAAGAAUCUAAUAAGUUCUUCAAUUACUCUUAUCUCAAGAGUGAUAAAUAUAUUCAAUUUAUCAAGAAAUUCUCACCAAAUUCAACAAAAAUGGUGGAUAUGAAAAUAAUUGGCAAUUUAUCCUUUGUAAGCAUAUCUUUAGCUCUCUCAUUGAUGAUGGACUUCUUACUAGCUCAUUCAAUGGCUUCUAGUAUCGAUCGCACUAUUUACAAUCCGUCUCCUUCUCUUAUUCCUUCUUUGCUGAUGCCUUCUUCCUGCCUCAGAAAAUCAUCCUCCAUAUUGCAUCUAUUCUCCCGAUUUCCCCUCUUUUGUUUUUUCUUUCUAGCAUCCAACCCGGCGUUUCUCGUUCUCCUGCCCUCACUAGCCAUAAUUUUCGGCGUUCCUUUGCCUUUCCUUUACUCAUUGGCUUCGACUUACCACCUGAUGCGCACCAUUUUCCGUUCGGCCAACACCCUGUGCCUCGGUCUACUGCCUCCUGCUGUCGACUAUGCCCUCGCUUACCUGUCAGAAGCCAGGGCCCUGUCCCAUCUAACCGGCCCAGCUCCCUUUAUCGAAACCGAAUGGAUGAGGUUGAGAGUUCGAGCCUUGCUUGGGACGUAUUGGAUCUUUCGCACGAUCACCAUUCUUUUUUGGAUGCACGGCCCUGAUCCUCUAAGCUUCGGUCUUAUAAGAACAUGGUUACUAAGAUCUUGCUGCGAUUCAUUUUUAGCCGUUGCCAGUUCUGCCGCCAUACUUCAUUACAUUGUAGAAGGUGUAGGGAUCGCUUUGAAAAUCGCGUAUUUGUCUUUUAAUAUCAAGGGUCCUGAUAAUAAAAAUGAAUAUAAUUGUAAGGAAAGAGUGAAAGACGACGCGGAUGGAUAUAUUCAAGCGGUUGUUGAGGAGGAUAACGGUAAAUUUUAUUACACAAAAAUAGAUGAUACUAUAAAUAAAGAUGUUAUGGGCGAUUGCGGCGGAAAACUUUGUACGGAAGACUACCUCAUUUCUUCUAUCGAUUACAAGAAUACCUGCUUUUCCAAUAAAAUGAUCAUUGAUAACUUUCCUAAUACUAGCAUUGAUGACAAAUUCGAAAAUAAAUUUAACCUCAGCCACGAUAUGAUAAAUGUAAACCAAAUUGAUCAGAAAGGUGAGUGCCGAUGCACCCAAAUAGAUAGUCAACUGCCUAGUCAUAAUAUUUACCCUUCCGACCUAUCCCUCCAAAAAAGUAGUAGUUUUAGUACUACGUUCUAUCCAUCUCCCCCCUCUCCAAAACAUCCAUCUAUCGAAAUCAUAGAUGAUAGAUUUGUAAAUAACUACCACGAUAGCUUUUUCAACCAAAUCCCGGAUCGUUGCAAAGUAAUCCCUAUCGAGCGUGAUAUUUUAGCCGAUGAUCAAUUAUCAUCCACCAACUUAGCCCGAACGGCUGCACUAGUUUUUUUGGUCACGGCUGCUCAAACUGGUCUCACCUCGGCAUCCCUUCCAGACCAUGUCAAACUAGAUCGCUUGAUUCGUAACGCUGUUUUGGUAGUCCUAGCCUGUUUACAUCACGUUCAGGAUAUGUUGGCUACUCGACUCGCCACCCUAUCGCUCGGGUUUCCUCCUAUGGCACCCUCUCAUUUUUUUGAGAGAAUUUGUAAAUACAUAUCGGCACCCUUAAUAUCUUUGGGUAUCGCUAUUCUUGGCUUUAAGGUUAAUUCCACUCCUUUUUCAUUUUUAAAAUGGGCGAGUAAACCUUUAACCCUUUUUAGCUCACCAUUAUUACCACCUUUUGCCACCUUAUUCACGAUGCUCACCCUACUUUUUGCCAUCCCAGCUUGGAUAGCGUGCCAUUUUUUGCGAACGCAUCACUCUAUAUUAAGACAACAGAACCGAGAGAUACCUACCUUGGACGAUUCCUCUCUUAUUUUUUAUUUCCCUCCUACAUCUAAAGUCUUGAACACUUGGCUAGUGUCCGUUACGGUGCUUUGCCUGGAACUAUGCGUCAAAACCAUCCUGACUCUUAUACUCUUUACAAUCAACAGAGGUGCCUUAAGUAGACCACUCUCUACAGAAACAGAGGAGGACUCUGAUUACACUGCCCGGAGAAGUAGUAAGGAGUCAUCGAAUUUUAAGCGAACGACCAAAACAACCCCUUACUUUGAGUUGAGCAAUUUUAAAAUGCUAGAUCAUACAUCUUUCGCUAAAGUUCCUUUGAUCAGUGUUCAGGAUUCGGAACCUUCUCGGGGAUUCCUUACUCCCUUGGAUUUUAUAAAUUCUACAAAUCUCGACAAACAGAAACCAUAUCUCGAAUUAAAUCGUAACCCAUAUCCUGUCCCCUCUUCCAUUCCCACAUCCUCUGACCCUUCCGAUUCCUCGGACGUAGCUUCGAACGAUCUUUCCUGCUCCACGGAAACGUACAUUUGGUACGCCACAGCGUUCGGAGACUGUCUUGAAACAUGUUGUGCCCUUGUACUCACCCUCAAUUCUCUCUGGAUCCUGAUUUUUGAAAUCGAUUCAGGAGGGAGUUCAUGUGUCAGAGCGGCUACCACCCUCCUCAAUUUCUACUUUAACUGCUGGUUAAAGGGUGAGCGAGGCCUUUCGACACUCGUUCGACGUUGGCGGGCUCCUGAUAUUUUAGACGGGCUGAUUUCUAAAACCGGUCUAUAUGAUCCAGUGGAACUCUGUCCCGUAUGCCGAGGCAAAUUGGGCCAUUCGUCAUAUGUUAAAGUGUUGACUACUUCUUGCGGGCAUGCCUAUCACGUGGAUUGUUUACGCAAAUGGCUAUAUAAGAAGUUGGACUGCCCGGUGUGUAGAACACGGUUUUAGUUUCACAACAUAUUGAUUACUAAAAAAAAUGUGAAAGUUACAAGCUAUAAGCUUAUAAAUAAAUGUCGUUCCGAUGAAAUAUUUAUAUAUAUCCUAUCCAGUGAUUAAAUAUAAAGCGUUUUGGCCUACACUAGUUAUUAAUUUAUAGGAAUCUCAGUUGCCAUAUUAAAUUUUUUUUAAAAAUUCCAAAUCAGUGCAAAACUUUACAUGUUAUUUAUUUAAAUUAUAAUAUUUGUUAUAAGUAGUCAUUAUAUAUUUUUUAUGUGAAUUAUAUUCGUGUAUACCUGUUUUGCGAAUUAAAACCUUAUAGUCACGUUACAUUAUUAAUUUUUUUUAAAGUAUUGUAAGAUAAUUUGGGGAUAAAAACAUAUUUUUUAUUUUGGCCCUUAAUUUUUUCUCAAUAUAUAAGCUUGUCGAGGCACCUACAUUUUUUUAGCCCAAAAUUUAAGACCAAUCUAGUUAUAACAAUUUAUUAGUAUUUUUAAAAUAUUAAUAUUCUCUCGCUUUUAGCUUACCAUCGUAAAUACCAUUAUAUUACUUAAACACAAUAAUUCAGGGUUCAUGUAAAUUUAUAUUGUACAUUUAUCCAAUUAAAUCAAAAAUAUUGUAAUAUUUUUAAGAUAAAGAUAUUAUAUAUAUUAUAUUAUAUAUACUUUUAAAAUUAUAUAACAAUUAUGACCAAAAAA
Gordionus sp. m RMFG-2023 is the source of this 3916-nucleotide messenger RNA. RefSeq lists its product as uncharacterized. Bases 87 to 3230 code for a protein of 1047 amino acids. Lineage: Eukaryota; Metazoa; Nematomorpha; Gordioida; Chordodea; Parachordodidae. The transcript is spliced from 3 exons. The record is from RefSeq and is a predicted model, not a curated record. Gene Ontology annotation, cellular component: endoplasmic reticulum.